Molecule: messenger RNA, 3014 nt
Organism: Dunckerocampus dactyliophorus (ringed pipefish)
Lineage: Eukaryota; Metazoa; Chordata; Actinopteri; Syngnathiformes; Syngnathidae
Gene: ccni
Product: cyclin I
Exons: 10
Coding region: 274-1518 (414 amino acids)
Biological process (GO): regulation of cyclin-dependent protein serine/threonine kinase activity; mitotic cell cycle phase transition
Cellular component (GO): cyclin-dependent protein kinase holoenzyme complex; nucleus; cytoplasm
Molecular function (GO): cyclin-dependent protein serine/threonine kinase regulator activity
Source: RefSeq, a predicted model, not a curated record
GGGAGGGGUUUGUUUCAUUCCCUCGCCCCCAGUCCCCUCCUCGGAAGUGGACACUAGCUGUCUACAUUCCCCUAUUUUAUUUUUAUAUUUUGCAACAAAAUCCCCAAAUGGAAGCCAAGAUGGACGAUUAAGCCCCAAAACGGCCCCCCGAUUUCACCCUUUAUUUAUCAAUGAACUGAGAGGACCGGAUGAAAUCCAACUGGGGUUUUCUCCGCUUUGCAGGGGAGGUAGCUGUAUCCAGUGGGGAGGAAGGCUUGACCGGGGUGAGAAAGCAUGAAGAUCACCGAACCCUGGGGAGUCCACAGGCUGGCUUUUCUUCUAGAAAAGGCCAUGUCCAGGGAAGCCAAGAUGUGGAAGGGCUAUGUGGCAAAGAAGCCCUCCUCACAGGAUACAGAUAUCUCUCCAGCUCAGCGGGACGAGGCGGUGUGCUGGCUUUUGGAGCUCCACAGUAGACUGCAGCUGUACCCAGAAACCCUGGUGUUAGCUGUUAGCAUACUGGACCGUUUCCUUGCUUCCAUCAAGGCCCGUCCAAAGUAUCUGCGCUGCAUCGCCAUUGCCUCCUUUUUCCUGGCUAUCAAGACCUGUGAGGAGGAUGAGUGUGUACCCUCUCUGAGGGAGUUGGCUGCUUCCUGCAGCUGUGGCUGUUCUCCAUCAGACAUCCUGAGGAUGGAAAGAAUCAUCCUUGACAAACUGAACUGGGAUCUGCACAAUGCCACGCCGCUGGACUUCCUGCACAUAUUCCAUGCAAUGGUGUUGUCAUGUUCCUCUGGUCUUUUGGACUCCUUGAUGGGACUGAACCGAUCCCAACACCUUGCCCUGCUCACACGCCGACUCUACCACUGUUUGGCCGAUCACACACUCAUGAAGCUGAGAGGAUCCAUGCUGGCCUUGGCUAUCCUCACUCUGGAGCUGGAGACCUGCUGUCCUGACUGGCUGGCUCUCACCAUUGAGCUGCUGAAGAAGGCACAGAUCGACACCUCGGAGUUGAUCCGAAGUCGAGAGCUUGUUGCUUGGAGUCUUUCUGCACCGAGUGUUUCCUUGCCGCCAAACACAGUCUACAUCUACCAACCCCUUCAGAACCAAACCACCCUGCAACCUCCCACCCAGGACACUCUGGGGAGCGUCACCUCCUCCACUGAGUCUUCCACACCAGGCCAGCCUCAGACCCCAGCUGGAGAGGAGGGGGGUUCCCAGCAGCCCUGCGGCUCUCUCAUCUCCACCUCCAAUGACAGCAGCCUCCCAGCUCUCCUUUCACCUCCCAAGUCGUGUCACCGUAACCACCUGCACAAGGUCACGCUACGCUGCAAGGUGUCUACAAAGCGCAAGGUGGAGGAGAUGGAGGUGGAUGACUUCUACGACGGCAUCAAACGCCUCUACAAUGAAGACAUCACCGCCGCCACCACCACUGUCCAGGAGGGGGCGUCACCUGUGAUGGGGGCAAUAACGCCAACAGGUGAAGGAGGAGGCUUCCUGAUGUCCUCCCCCUGCCCGCCGCUACAGCCAGUCGGUGCCUCCUAAACAGCGGUCCAAGUCGUGCUGGUCAGAACCAUCCUGUCACUGACGUUAUUGGCAACACCAUCAGAGGCUUUGCAGGUACAUUAGAAGCAAUAGGUGCAGCUUCUCCAACGUCCUGAGUGAUUUAGAUGGUUCGGAUUAGCACAACUCCCCCCCACCCCCUCAAAAAAAUCUGUUCAGGUUGACCUGAGCUCCCAUCAUCCCUUCAGCCAGAAAACAGAGCCCCAAAAAAACUACAAAUAAAAAAAGCCUGCUGCUAUUAUUGUUAUGAUGACAUUUGUUUGACAAAUACAAAAAAAGUAUAUAAACAUAAAAGUAUCCCUUAAACAAUCUAGAACUGACUCGUGUGUGUUCACUUUUAUUUGUUGUUAACCCCUUAAUUUAUUCACUUGAAUGUUCCCCUCAUCCUGCUGUUAACACCGAAACAUAGAAAAAAAGUUACAUAUUUAGCAAAGUGCACUUUUUUUCUAUAAGAUGCUCAUUUAAACGUCUGUUAUCCAUCCUUUGCCAUUCCCUCUAUCAGCUUGUUUGAACCAAGGGUUUUCAGGGUGUUUUGGUGAUGCAUUUGGGUUUCAUCUGGACAAGUAAUAGUAAUAGUUUGGGCACGGUCCAAACGACUGCACCGACCUCACCUUUAACCAGAAGCUAUAAUACAACCAUAAAGUUAUGCAACUGCUGUAGAAAAGUCAUGUGUUCUAAUGGGACACAGUGGAAGACAAAGUAAGUAUUUGAUCCCCUGCGCAUUUUGUACAUACAUGAACAUCCUUUUUAUGUUAGGUUUCAAAAUAAAAUUAAGGAAAAGAUCAAUAAAGUUGUAUUUGACUGAAUGAGAUAAGUGUUGCGAUUGUGACCAAGGCAACAAAGGAGUGGCUCAAAAACAAGCACAUAAACAUCCUAAAACUAACAACUACUCUCUGGAACUUAAUCUCAAUGAAAAUCUGUGAGAAGAGCUGAAACAAUGAGUUGCCAAGCGACAGCAUCAAAACUGGCUGGAAUUGGAGCGUAUCUGAUGAGUGUAAAUACUCAUUGCCUUCAGUCUUAUGCAAAUUCAGGGUUAUCUUUCUGAAUGUUAUUGUCGCUAUUGUGUGUGUCUCUGUUACAAUCAACCCAACAUAUGGACUGCUCGUGUCUUUGUAAGGGUGUAAACAUACAAAAUAAGCAGGGGAUCAAAUACUUACUGUCCAGCUAAUGUAUGUGUUUGAAGAAGAGGCAUACUGCCAGCCAGAGGGGUUGAAAUCCUACUUUAUAUAUUCUGGUGUAGUAAACCUCAAGGGCAUUUUAACGCGACGCAACAGAAACGUGUGCGCUUCUGUCUGCUUUCAACACAGACGACAUGAAGUGAUGAGUGAUUCAUUGUCACUGCAUAUGCGGACUUUAAUCUGUAGAUGUUUUUAUUACUGCAAAAAGCUCUGUUUUACUUCCUGGAGGGACCUGCUGGAUGCAGCUCCUGGUCCCUGAACGCACCAUGUGGCACAAAUAAAGAGUAUGAAAACAAACAA